Protobothrops mucrosquamatus (brown spotted pit viper) is the source of this 977-nucleotide messenger RNA. It is a transcript of the gene SLC51B, whose product is annotated as solute carrier family 51 beta subunit. Gene Ontology annotation, cellular component: plasma membrane. Gene Ontology annotation, biological process: bile acid and bile salt transport. The record is from RefSeq and is a predicted model, not a curated record. Gene Ontology annotation, molecular function: transmembrane transporter activity; protein heterodimerization activity. Lineage: Eukaryota; Metazoa; Chordata; Lepidosauria; Squamata; Viperidae. Bases 1 to 513 code for a protein of 170 amino acids. The transcript has 3 exons.
AUGUUUAUGUGUGUCCAUGGUAGCGCCAUCAAUACUCACAGUCUCCUGAUUUCUAACCUAGCGUUGAACACAGACCUGGGUGUCCUGGCUAUGAUGAGCUCACAGCCCCAGAAGGACUCAGAAGGCCUUGACAAUCUUUCAGAAGACACCUUAUCUCCAGAGAUGCUGCAGGAGAUGUUGUGGCUUUUCCGAAGAGAAGACCCAUCUGCAUGGAAUUACUCUAUCCUGGGCCUUUCGGUUCUCGUUCUACUCAUUGGCGUGGUCCUCUUGGGAGCAAAUAUUAGGGCCAACAGAAACCAGAAGAUUCUUCUCCUACGCAAAGACGGCUAUGAAGCCACCCCGCCUGAUGAGAUAGAAACGAAGCAAGCCUUUGUGCUGCUCAACAAAGAGAAUUCGGAUCAAUCUGGAGACAGUUUGCUCCCCAAAGCAUCAAACAUGGGAGAGGUGAUGGUACAGUGGACGGAUGGGAAAAUCUCAUCCCUGUAUCCCGAGGACAAUGAAGCAGAGGCGUAGCACCUAAUAUCCACCUUCUGGCGUUUGUGAACCCUGUGAGGAUUUCUGGACUAUUGACAUUUUGGGACGGUGGGUCUCAAAGCCAAAUUCAUUCGGCGGAAUCGAAAAGCCGGCAAAAAGCAGACGCCAUACUGGCUGCCGUUGAGUUGUACAAGAAAAAGAAUCCACCAAUCCAUUCAUCUACCAGCGGUCUUCACACAUGUUGAACUAGGUUGGCCUAGCUAGCUGCUAGACAGUCACUUGUCUGAGAUGGUAUAGGUCCUCCUGCUGGAGCAGGGGGCUGGACUAGAAGACCUCCAAGGUUCCUUCCAGCUCUAUUCUAUUCUUAUGUCCCACAUCCUCUGAAAUUACAUCUGCCCCAUGACUGAAUUUAUAUUGGUUGAUUGUAAUCACCCCUACUCCUAAUUUUAGGGCUGAAGUAGAUCAGACAAACAAGUUUUAGUUUUUUUUUUUCCUUCUUCUUC